Trametes versicolor FP-101664 SS1 is the source of this 1337-nucleotide messenger RNA. Its product is annotated as kinase-like protein. Lineage: Eukaryota; Fungi; Basidiomycota; Agaricomycetes; Polyporales; Polyporaceae. Gene Ontology annotation, cellular component: cytoplasm. The record is from RefSeq and is a predicted model, not a curated record. Gene Ontology annotation, molecular function: ATP binding; protein serine/threonine kinase activity. Gene Ontology annotation, biological process: peptidyl-serine phosphorylation; autophagy. Bases 1 to 1257 code for a protein of 418 amino acids. The transcript has 2 exons.
AUGUACCACUCCUGCAAUAUUCCCGACCUUGUCGGGCACAGCAUCGACCAGGGCCGGCUGAAACUUGUCGGCACUAUCGGCUCGGGCUCGAACGGUGUCAUCUUUCUCGCUGAAGACACAACCUCCGGCUCAGGCUCGCCACCAACCCAGUACGCAGUCAAGUGCGUCGUGCGUGCGGAGAAGGGCUCGCGACGAUACACCCUCCAGCGGCAGGAGAUCCACUUCCACCAGAUCUUGUCUAGCCACCCGAACGUCGUCACCCUCCACCGCGUCAUCGAGGACAAGUUUUACGUCUUCCUCGUCCUCGACUACUGCCCCGGCGGCGACCUCUUCACCUUCCUGUCGAGUUCGCGCGUCUACCGCGGGGACGAUGCGUUCAUCAAGCGCUUGUUCCUUCAGAUCGUCGACGCUCUGGAGGCGUGCCAUAACGCAGGGAUAUACCAUCGCGACCUUAAGCCCGAAAACAUCCUCAUCAGCGAAGACGCUCAGCAUAUAUACCUCACCGACUUCGGUCUUGCCACCGCAAAUGCGUACAGCAAAACAUACGGUGCUGGAAGCUCGCUCUACAUGAGUCCUGAAUGCAUUGGUUUCGACCCUGCGCGCCUACCAUACAACGCGCGCGAGAACGACAUCUGGGCGCUUGGCGUGAUCCUCACCUCGAUGAUCUCGGGCCACAACCCCUGGAACAACGCAUGCCCGGCCGACGCCUGUUACCGCGCGUACGCGCGCAACAACCGUUUCCUCAUCGAGAUGCUCCCUCUCUCCCCCGAGGCGAAUAUUCUUCUCCAGCACGUGUUUCGCUGCGAGGCCGCGCGUCGCGCGUCGCUCGAGCAGGUGCGCGCAGCCGUAGAGAUGCUCGACUCGUUCUUCAUGCGCCCCGCGCUCAUCGCCCGCGCGGGCCCAUACCUCCGCUCGAGCGCCGCGACGUACUUCGAGGGGUCGCCGUUCGCAUCGCACUACCUGCUCCCUCCUGCGUCACCCUCGGCGUCGCUCGCGGACUCGGAGGAGGGCGAGGAGGACGCGCGGGGCCGGAGCGCCAGCAGACGCGACACGCCGUCGUCGGUGGAGAGCUCCAGUGGGCCGCGGACACCGGAGAUGCGCGCACAACAACCACGUCUGGAGGUCGCGGACUACCCACAUGGGUUGCACGGCGAGGGGUCGGUCGAGCUGCCCGGCGGUGUGUUUGCGAAGAGGCCACGGUCGAUGUCUCCCGCUGGUAUCUUACGGCGGUUCAUGGACCGGUUCUUCACCGAGUAGAGCGGUCCCAUCGACGUGCUCGACUCUGCUAGAUUUGGCUGUUUUCCGUAUGCUUUCGUUUGGACCUUGCUCUCCGCCAC